Oncorhynchus mykiss (rainbow trout) is the source of this 4549-nucleotide messenger RNA. RefSeq names its product nectin-4. Gene Ontology annotation, cellular component: adherens junction. Lineage: Eukaryota; Metazoa; Chordata; Actinopteri; Salmoniformes; Salmonidae. The record is from RefSeq and is a predicted model, not a curated record. Gene Ontology annotation, biological process: homophilic cell-cell adhesion; heterophilic cell-cell adhesion.
CUUGUAACAGGUGUACCCAAGAAAACAGGUAACCGCUCCUACUUUUGAGAAGCCAGAAUAUGGUGUGCUUGUGUCAAAGAAACAGAACAUCAUUUGUGCAUUUCACUAGGAAUCAAUUGCUUUUCCAAAAUGCAAAAAAAGGAAUAGGCAGCACUUUUCACAUUGAGAGAGAACAACUUUCCAAAGGAUUUGUUGGAAUAAGAUAAGCCAACAACAACAAGCCAGACAUGGUCGAAUCAUAAAUGUUGGCUAAAUCUGAGGAUCUAUACUACUUUUAGCCUAGACGUUUUUUUUUUACAUUCCUGUCUUGGACUUGACACUGGAUGAAAGUUCACUGUCUGGGAUAAGAUCAUAAACGGAAGUUAAGUGGAAAUUGGACCAAAGUCACAACAAAUUCAAUCAUCAGAAUAGACCACAAACCUCUAGCUGUCUCCAGAUCUAUCAAGGCGGGCGGACCACUCCACCGAACCGGGGAGAAUGACAUCUCACCUGGGCAGACUGACACCACUGCUGUGGAUCCUUUGGAGUUUCAUCGCUGUGGUGCAGGGGGACUUUGUGGAGCCCCCUCCCCCGUACUCCUUCGACUCCCUGGCUGAGGCUGAGACCCGGCUGCCCUGCCAGUUCAAGGUGGAAGUGGGCCAGGUGGUGGUUCAGGUCACCUGGACCAAGGAGAAAGCAGAUGGCACCAAGGACCAGAUCAUCACAGUACACCACACCGACGGACACACAGAGUUUGGUCAGUACUCAGGGCGUGUGCGGUUCAGCAGCAGGAAACCCACCGUGGACUCAUCCCUGAUCAUCAUGAACACCGUUGAGUCAGAUGAGGGCAGGUACAACUGUCACAUCAGCACCUUCCCCUCGGGGAACUUCGAACAACAGCUGUCACUCACCGUGUGGACCACGCCCAUCUCCUCCCUGGACCCUGUGGUCCUUGUCGAAGGCCAGUCCUUCCAAUUGGCUGCAUCCUGCCGCUCUGUGGCCCGCCCUCCGCCCAACCUCUCCUGGGACACAGAACUACCAGGCCAAUCACACAACAGGAGUUUGGAGGGUGGUUCAGUCUCCACCCACUUCUCUCUGCAUCCCCUGAGGAGUAUGGAUGGGAAGAGGCUGGACUGUCUGGUGACGCACCCGGCUCUGAAGGAACCACGCAGGAUCACCAACAACCUGGUGGUGCACUAUCCUCCCAAUGCAGAGAUCUCUGGGUUUGAUCAGAACUGGUAUGCUGGUCUGGAGGAAGCUGCCCUCAGUUGUGUCAGUGGAGGAAACCCCAAACCACAGAGUUUCAAUUGGACCAGAAAGGGCAGAGACUUACCAGAGGGCGUGACCACAGGGAAUGGAUCCUUGCUGUUUAAUCGGCCCCUCGUCCUGACGGACGCUGGCAUCUACCAAUGUGUGGCCAUGAACUCUGUGGGGGCGGAUAACGCAGAGGUGGAGAUCACUGUGACAGAGUUGCCUCAGAAGCAGGCGUCGUUCGACAGUCUCCUGAUGGUAAUAGUGGGAGGAGUGGCCGGAGUACUGCUUCUAGUCAUGAUCAUCAUAGUCAUCUCUGUGACCCGUCACCACAAACGCAAGAACAAGAAACUGUCGAGGGAACUCACUGUGAGGAAGGAGGAGAUCAGUACUCUCUCCAGACAGGCAUCUUUCAGGAAAAUGAACUCAGUCAGUAUGGACACUAGAGGACAGACAGAGGAGGAUAUCCCUCUCAGAGUGGAGGGGACACUGCGGACCAGUCUGUCCUCCGUAGUGGAGCAAGGGCGCAUUAGGGAGAGUCGAUCUACUCUGGUAGGGGGCGGGGGGCUAGACUACCUGGGUCGACCUGUUCUGUACAAUUCUUCACGAAGAGGGAGGGAGAGCAGAGCCAUGGACAGAGAGGAGGAGAACAGACUUAGGGUGGAGUCAAAUGAGCAGAACAGCACCAUGUCUUUGUCAAACCAUCUCCACCCCCCUCUCCAACCCUCUCCCUUCCCCAUGGAACAGUCCGUCGAGCUGCUGAGGUCCCUGACCGGCAGUGCCAUCAUCCCAACGGAGUGGGGUUUACAUAUACGACAGGGGCCCGGUAGCAGGAACACCCACUCCCCUCUCAGUUGCAACAACCCGCCCAUCACAGACGACGAAGACGAGGAUGAAGGUGUGGAGGGGGAGUGGGAAACGUGCCCGAGGAUGAGUCCGUUGGAUCAGGGGAGGUCAGAAGACCAGGACAGCAAGACCAACAGUUCUCAGAUCUCAGAAGUAGAAUGUGGACUCAACCCUCACUUCCAGCAGAACAAUGGAACAUUGAGACCCAAACCGCUCCCCAAAUACCAGCCCAAUGGCAUCCUCCUCACCUCAUCACCACACGCCUCCUUCAUCCACAAGGCCCAGAUUGUAUAGGGCGGUAGGGCUGGGUAAGGGCCGGUGACAUAUUCUACGAUGAGGCACACUUUGCUACACAACACCACUCUAACAGUGCUUUGUAUGUGAUUGGUUGUGACUGUUUGGGAUACAAGGUCGUUGGUGGCAUACCUCGGUGGCAGCCAGUUUACCUACUUUUCACUUCUGAAAUAUACCUCCACCUUCGCCUCAAGCGCUCAGACAUUUAUGAUCAGCAAGUAAAGCUUCUUUCAAGAAAGACUCCUUGGCGUAGAGAUACAAAUAUGUAACACAUACAUAUCACAGGGGAGAAGCUGGACACGCGUGAUGUCAAAUUAAAAGCACAUGAAUGUCAGGUUGGACAUAGACAGACCAAAGUAGUCUUUGUAUCACAGCAAUAAUAAUCCCUCCAGGCCCAGGAAGCAUCCAACUGAGAGGAACUAAGAGACUGCCGUGCUUUAUUAUUGUAAAGCUUUUUUGCUACAACGACUUGGUGACAGGACUAAGGUGCAAGAUUAGAAUAUCAACUACGCACCAAUAGAGCCUGCCUAGUGGAAUCCAUGUUGGCGAACUUCCACCCUCCUUCCUUCUAGAUGAGGAUACAUCCCGUAGUGUUCUGUUCACCCUAAGACGGAGUCCAUCUUUUUGACUUGACGUGUGGGAGGAGUUUAUCUGGAGAAUACCCAUCCUUGCCAUGAAACGUGGGUGUGCACAAACUUUGAACUCGCUGUAGUCUAAGAUGUCAAAAGCUGAAGACUGCAUUUUAGACAAGAGGUUAAAAAAAAGCAUCUGACACCUGAGCACAGUGAGAGCCUAUGUGUAAAUGUACUAGAAGUGGGAAAAAGUAUUGUUCUUCUAUUUUCUUACGCCACAGACAAGAUAACUGCAAUAUGCCUUUGUUUGUAUGAAUACAGUAAAAAUAGCCUUUGCUUUGUAGGCCAAAAUAGUAUUAUGUUUGAAUCUACUGUAUUAUAAUGACUUGAGUGCGGCCAAAAUGACACCUUAUUCCCUACAUAAUGCACUACUUUUGACCAGAGCCCUAUGAGCCCUGGGCAAAAGUAGUGCACUAGAUAGGGAAUAGGAUGCAAUUUCAUGCUGUACAUAAGUGUUUCUUUCAUGCCAUGUUCCUGGGAACAUCUUACUGUAUUUCACAGGUUUGUACACAUAUACUUGUAAUUCAGUGGAGGCUGGUGGGAGGAGCUAUAGGAGGAUGGGUUCAUUGUAAUGGCUGGAAUGGUAUAGAUGGAACGGAGUCAAACAUGUGGUUUCCAUAUGUGCAAUGUGUUUCAUACCGUUCCAUCAUUCCUUUUCAGCCAUUACAAUGAGCCAGUCCUCCUAUAGCUCCUCCCAUCAGCCUCCACUGCUGUAAUUGUAUUUUAUGCACAGGCUUCCAUGUAUGAAACGUUGGACUCACACACACAUUCUUCUUUAGGAGAGCAGUGGUAUCAUUCCGUGGUUUUUAACUCUUUUCCUUUGUAUAAUACUGUAACGCUAUCUCUAAGUGAAUGUAUUACCUACAUGCACUGAGUGUACAAAACAUUAUGAACACCUGCUCUUUCCAUGACAGACUGACAAGGUAAAUCCAGGUGAAAGCUGUGAUCCCUUAUUGAUGUCACUUGUUAAUCCACUUCAAUUAGUGUAGAUGAAGGGGAGGAGACAGGUUAAAUAAGUAUUUUUAAGCCUUGAGACAAUUGAGACAUGGAUUGUGUUUAUGUGCCAUUCAGAGGGUGAAUGGGCAAGACAAAAUAUUUAAGUGCCUUUAAACUGGGUAUGGUAGUAGGUGCCAAUGCGUACUGGUUUGUGUUAAGAACGGCAAUGCGGCUGGGUUUUUCACGCUCAACAGUUUUCAAUGUAAGUAGUCCGGGUGGCCAUUUAAUUAACUGUUCAGAAGUCUUAUGGAUUGGGGGUAGAAGCUGUUAAAGAGCCUUUUCGUCCUAGACUUGGCGUUCUGGUACCGCUUGCCGUGCGGUAGCAGAGAGAACAGUCUAUGACUUGGGUGACUGGAGUCUUUGACCAUUUUUGGGCCUUCCAAUGACACCGCCUAGGUACUGGAUGUCAGGAAGUUUGGCCACGGUAAUGUACUGGACCGUACGCACUACCCUCUGUAGCGCCUUACGGUCAGAUGACAAGCAGUUGCCAUACCAGUUGGUGAUGCAACCGGUCAGGAUGCAACCGGUCACUUUUCGAGGAUCUGGGGACC